CACAAUGCCCCUCGAUACAGUUAAGACAAGGUUGCAAGUUUUGGAUGGGGAGAAUGUGGAAGACUCUGUGCUGGCAAAUAGGGCUGAGGAUAGCAAUGGGACUAGUGGACGAAGUGCCCGCAAAGUAGUGACUCCCCUGGCUCAUAUGCCUUAUGGUGAUCAGUUGGAGCAUAAGAAGAACUCUCUUAUGCAGAUUCUCAAAGGACUUACUAGAAAUGCUCGCAAAGUUUGUCCUGAUGGUAUUCCACUUUCAGAAUGGAUUCUCAAGUCUAGGGAGAUAGGUGGUCUUCCAUGCAGUUUAGAGGGUAUACUAGCAUCCCCAGUUGUAAACGGAUAUCGUAACAGGUGUGAAUUUUCAGUUGGAUAUUCUCUACAGAGAAAAAUAACUGUGGGGUUUAUGCUCAGAAUUUUAGGGAGGGUGUUACAGCAGUUGAAGAACCUUUUGACUGCCCAAUCGUUUCCAGAAUUUCUUGCAAAUAUGCCUCUAUCUUUCAGGAGUUUCUGCAACAUUCAAGUUUACCAGUUUGGAACAGAUUUAAGAAUAUUGGAUUCUGGCGUCAACUGACGGUUCGAGAAGGUAGGAGACCAGGCAUGGCCUCUAAUGCUGAAAAUUUUGAGGCCAAUAUUGCAGAGGAGCUACUGCCAGUUCGCCAUAUUGCCUCUAACAGCUUUAGUUAUACAGGAUCACCGAGGAAUAUCAAAGGCAGCACCGGCUGAUGCUCCAUUGCGCUCAUUAUCCAUUUCAAAAGGAGAAGAUAGUUCUGAAAUGCAGGCCACCGACAAUGUUAUAGAAGCAAAAAAAUUCAUGACUAUAUAAGAAAUCUUCGGUUCUGCAUAUCACAAACAGCAUUUUUCCAGGUCAAUACCCUUGCUGCAGAGAAGCUAUACUCUCUUGCAGGGGAUUGGGCUGAGUUGGGUCCUGAUACCUUGCUAUUUGAUGUAUGCUGUGGGACUGGAACAAUUGGGCUGACUUUAGCACAUCAUGUUGGCAUCAGGGGCCAAACUGUACCCCAGGAGGGACCUUCAAGAGGUCCAGCUAGCUCGGACCAGCUGCAGUCGAGUGCACAGGAAUCCACCACCAGGCCUACUCCUAGCUCCCACGCUACUUCCAAGAUGUAGAAUUUAUUGUAAAUUACUUAAAGUCUUGUAAAUAAUUAGUAACUGCUCUGAUAUCUGGUUGGUUUAGAUAACCAGAACUGGUGAAUAUUUAGUUACCCUAUUCUGGCAGUUGGUGUGGAUUUAUUCGUUUGUUUGACAGGUGGAAAAAAAUUUGAGUUUAGUCAAAAUACAGGAGAGACUCUGCCGAAUUAGACCUACAAUAUGCACCAUUAUUGAGAAAAAUAAUAAUAAUAGUACCUAAAUCCAGAUUCAAAUUCUA
Messenger RNA from Prunus dulcis (almond), 1378 nucleotides. RefSeq names its product zinc finger CCCH domain-containing protein 24-like. Bases 5 to 565 code for a protein of 186 amino acids. The transcript has 2 exons. The record is from RefSeq and is a predicted model, not a curated record. NCBI's taxonomy places the organism in Eukaryota, Viridiplantae, Streptophyta, Magnoliopsida, Rosales, Rosaceae.